Porites evermanni is the source of this 10082-nucleotide messenger RNA. Lineage: Eukaryota; Metazoa; Cnidaria; Anthozoa; Scleractinia; Poritidae. The record is from the annotation of a GenBank genome assembly.
GCACCAUCCUCCCUUAGAAUAGAGCCAGUUGGUAGAUGGUUUGAAGCAAGCCUUCAGCGACGUCAGCAUGGUCUUUCGUCUCAUCAUUCAAGUUCCAGUUCAAGUUCAAGUGCAAGUUCUGAAGUAAAUCUCUCAUCUGAUGAAGAGGAUCCUAACUUUUUACUUACUCUUGAUCCGUCAGAAUGGAAGGUAGAGUUUAUGUAUUCUAUAUAACUAUUAUUAUGUAGCAGUCAAUUCCAAAACCAACCACUCCUUCCCCUCUCCCGGUGCAUACCCUAGCCAUUUGACCGCCGUUUUGCCCAUACAGUGGGGAAUUUGACCCAAAAUGAGGCCUGCCCAGACGGUCAUUUGACCCCUUUCGUGUCAAAAUGCUGGUCAGCGUCGCAAGCAAAAGGAUUUUGUAAUUCUUACUGCAUUCAGUAUGAGCAUGGUGUUUACAGCUCUUUGCUCCUAUAUUCACUGUUUUGUUGGAGCUUUGAGAACCUUUGAAAAAGCCUGUAAAGGGGGGCUUUCUGGAAUGUACAAUUUUGUGUAAAUGAAAAAACCUCCAUAAGACAGUUUUCUGAGACUUUGAGAUAUUUCGGAUGUGUAUAACAAUGUUUAUAUUUGAAUAAAAGAUUUGAUGCAUUGGGAAAUUUUGGAACAGUUGCUGGUGGGUGGGGGAUUUGAUGCUUUUUGAAGUGCUAGCCAGUGGGCAUUUGACCAUCUAAACAGCCAACACACUGGGCAAUUUCACCAAAAUUUUUCAAAAACUUCAAAUGCCCAGGGGGAAGAAGGAGGGGGCAUGGGCGGUUUUGGGAUUGACCGGUUCAUUACCUUAACAAACAAGACUGUCACAGAGCUGUUACGUAUAACUUAAAGAUACUUUUUUCUGUUUGUUACAAUAAUACAUUCAUUUUGUGUAAAAGGAGGAAAUUUGGUUCUUGCUCUUUCCACGUUUUUAAGAAACUUUGCAAUUUUACGGUGUUAAAAAUCUGGCCAGGUUUUGUCAUACUGUUUAAAAUUAAUAUUGGUUGUCAAAUAUUGGAAUUGUUAAACAAUGUUGUGCUAUUUUCUAACUGCAAACACUGAACCACGACACAUAUUUUAACAAUAAAUUUCUAAAAAUUAAAAUUUGCAUCGUCAUGGUUAGGUGAUGAUUGUGUUUUUUUUUGUUCUGAGAUUUAGUGUUAACAUGUUUAUGACAUGUUCAUGAGGCCUUAUGUGCCACAAGGCACAAAGAAGAUAGGUGAACGUGAAUGUUUAUGACAUUCAUUUUGCAGCAACAAGAUCAUUACAAGGUCCUUGGACUUGAGAAACUUAGACACAAAGCCACAUUAGGAGACAUCAAGAAAGCAUGUAAGUUUGUCAUAUUAGGCAGCAACAGUUUUAAUCAAAUUUUUAUGUCUCAUACACAUGUGGUUAUGCAAGGCUCUUUCCCAAGGAGCCUUGUGUGAUUACACAAAUGCAUGAAUUGAUGAAUUUUAACUGUGCGAUUACACUCAGGAUGUGGUGGUGUAAGAAAGAAAUUUUUCAGUUGAAUAGAACAUUGAAUUUUUUUGUCAUUAGAAGUUUUGUUCCCGGAGUUCACACCAGCUUUUUUCUAUGCACCUUCAUUCCUUUUUCAAGUUAAGUUAAACUCUAUUAGCAAAUUGGCCUCCUCCCAUAGCUCAGUUGGUAGAUCACUGCAGCACUAAAUCAGAAACCAUGGGUUCAAAUCCUGUUGAAGUUCUGAAUUUUUCGUUUUUGGGGGGGAGGGGGUUAAUUUUCAAUAUUGCUGAAAUAACGCUUACAGCUAUGAUGUUCAUAUCUUCGAUUUCAUUUAUCUUCAUGGCAGUGAAAUAUUUGAUUUCUCGGACCUUGCUGCUUCGAACAAAGUCUUGAGUUAGGCUUUCCUUUCUCUAACAAUGAUAUAAAAGUCUGUAAAUUAUGUUACUUUUUUAGUUAAAAAGAAAGUCCUGAAACAUCACCCAGACAAGAAGACAUCAAAUCCAGAUGCCAGUGACUCAAAGAUUUCUGAACAGAGCCUCUUUGCGUGUAUAACCAUUGCAAAUGAUAUUUUAAGCAACAAAUUUAAGAGAAGAGCAUAUGACAGUGUUGAUCCUUACUUUGAUGAUUCAGUUCCUUCAGUUAAUUCCAACUCCAAGAGUAAUUUUAUUGAAGUAUUUGGUCCGGUCUUUGAAAGAAAUUCAAGGUAAGAUUACUCUGUCAAGGUAAGAUCACUCACGACAAUUCCUCCAUAAAAAUAAUGUGUAACUAGGACGUUUGACGUUUUAGUCGUACAAAACAGCGUUGUAGUCGUGCAAAACAACGGCAAGGGAAAGACAGAAAAGCGUGCUGCUCGUGCAAAUUUGGUUUUUGCUAAUUAGAAGAAAAAGUGUACUGCACGUGCAAUUUGGUUUUUUGCUAAUUAGAUCUAUCAGACUUGAAGCCAUUUUCAUUGUCGUCCCCGUUUAGCAUUACACGAUUUAAUUUUUUUUGUUUACACGUAGUAUUGACCAGAGCUUCGCUUUUAGCUCAGGGAAUCUAUGUAUUACUGAAGUUUAUUAUCUAACAACUCUGUUAUUUUUAGAGCUCAAGUUGAGCUUACUGUUGCCCACAGAUGAAUUUUAAGAUUCCCUCUUAGAUUCUACAAAUUGCAGUCUGUGAAAUUUUGUUUUACUGUAGGUGGUCGAAUCUUCAACCAGUGCCAUCGUUAGGAGAUAAUAAUUCUACUUUUGAAGAAGUUGAUAAUUUUUACAGUUUUUGGUAAGCUUCUUUUCUUGUGUGCACUUUUAACUAGUUGGUUAAUACACGAUUUUUGCUGAUAUCCAGUGUAAUUGUUUCUUCUCGACAGGCUUUCUUUGUACAGUACAAUUUGGUAUCAAAUUUACUUUUGGAGCGCAAAGUUUUUUGUAUUGCAAUUGUAAAGAAAAGGUCGUUUAAGAAGGGGCUGAAUUUUCGCUGUUUCUUUCUCGCGGAAGUUUAUUCUUGGGAAUCUUUCGAAAAUCCGCGAAAUUCACAAGAACCAGAUCCCGCAGUAUUGCUCGUUUGCACGUGACGACACGGCGGCCAUGUUGGUGGUCAAGAACAAAAGCAUUUCUCUCCUUUGGGAACUAAACUCCAUUUUCAUGUAAAUUUUUGGAGCAAAAUUUCUAGUGUGUUAACCCCCAACAUGGCCGCCUUGUCACGUGGUUGCAAGUCAAGAAUUCAUUGUAACGCUUCUCUGUUAUUUUGUUGUAGGUAUAAUUUCGAUUCUUGGAGAGAAUUUUCUUAUCUUGACGAAGAGGAAAAAGAAAAAGGCGAAAAGUAAGUAUACUCACGAUUAAUUUUUUGAUUUUUGAUCUUAAACUUGCACCUUUUAACCUUUUUUUUGUUACUUUAUCACAGCCGUGACGAAAGGAGAUGGAUUGAAAAACAAAACAAAGUCAUGCGACAAAAGAAGAAAAAAGAAGAAGUUACUCGCAUUAGGAAUUUAGUUGGUAUGUUUCUCUCAGUCAUGGCUUGCAAGCAAGCCCUCCAAUUUAUAGCGAGCGACGCGAGCAGCGAAUGAACGCGCAAACGAGCGGUGAUAGCCUUCGUGGCGCGAAUGCUAAGUGACGAGGGCGCGAGGGGCGGAGGAAAACGAUCCCACUCGCGUCUUGUUUCGCUUUCGGCUCUCGCGUGACCUCUCGCGACGACUCCCCCAAAUUUAGAGCUUGCUCGUAGGCUAUCUCAGAGUAGUUUUUACGUCGUUACUGAUUUUUUAUGUACAUACCGUUGGUUGUAGAUAAUGNGAAAGGAGAUGGAUUGAAAAACAAAACAAAGUCAUGCGACAAAAGAAGAAAAAAGAAGAAGUUACUCGCAUUAGGAAUUUAGUUGGUAUGUUUCUCUCAGUCAUGGCUUGCAAGCAAGCCCUCCAAUUUAUAGCGAGCGACGCGAGCAGCGAAUGAACGCGCAAACGAGCGGUGAUAGCCUUCGUGGCGCGAAUGCUAAGUGACGAGGGCGCGAGGGGCGGAGGAAAACGAUCCCACUCGCGUCUUGUUUCGCUUUCGGCUCUCGCGUGACCUCUCGCGACGACUCCCCCAAAUUUAGAGCUUGCUCGUAGGCUAUCUCAGAGUAGUUUUUACGUCGUUACUGAUUUUUUAUGUACAUACCGUUGGUUGUAGAUAAUGCUUAUACUUGCGAUCCAAGAAUAAAAAAGUUCAAAGAAGACGAGAAGGAAAGAAAACUUGCAGAAAAGAAAGCCAAAGAAGAUGCGGCGCGGGCAGCUGCAGAAGAAAAAGAACGAGUGAGUAUUGACAUACUAUCUAUCUGAGUGUCCAGCUUUUAAUUAUUUGCUCUCUAUGAGAGAAUUUUAGGCUCAUUUAGUUCGGUUAAUUUUACCAGAGAUCCUCGUUACGUCGGAUUCCGAAAUAUCUUCAAAAUAAGACUCUUCAUUUGGGAAAUUAGCGCAUUUCGUACCUUGUGGCCUUGUCUAUAGCCACAUCCGCUAAGCUUUCUUCUGAAGUACCUUUGCAGUAGUUUCUUGGUGUUGCAGAUGGGUGCAAUCACCUAAUGACGUAAUACAAAAGAUUGAAAAUACAGUAGAACCUCGAUAACUCGAACUCAGAUAACUCUAAUUCCCCGCAAUUUCCUUUGCCUUGAUCAAAAUUUCACUGAAAGUUACCCUGAUAACUCGAAUUCCUCUCUAACUCGAACUGUUUUUCGUUUCCCUUCAGAGUUCGAGUUACCGGGGUUCUACUUAUACUGUACACCAACAAUACCCACACCACAACACAAAAGUGAACAAAUGGUUUUCUCGACACCAAGAAACACAUAUUUUUGAAGAGGCACGAGAGAGGCACCUUUAAUAUGCCUCGGACAGGGAUAAUCCGGCACAAGUGACCUCCUUUCAUUGACAUUUAUCCGCACCAAGUCCCAUUCAUAUUGUAUUGUAAUCGCUGCAUCUCCUGACUAGCUCUGCUGGUGGCCAGCGGCGGGAGAUUUCAGCAGGGCGCCCGUCUUGCGCGCGCUCAAGAAGCUAAACAAGCGAACUUUCUUGCAGGCUGCUUGAUAAAAUUUAACGGCUACGCUAUUACUCUUUCACUCCUAGCAAAGACUUGAAGCUCUUGAAAAAGAAAGAAAACUUAAAGAACAAGAAGAACAAGAAGCUAGAGAAAAGGUGAAGAAACUACUAAACUGAUUUUCAUCGUAUCUUUCAACACAAGGGCCUUUAAAACCGUUGCCUGAACCCCGACUUAGUUUAAACGGUUUUAAUCGUUAUUUCUCCGUACUUUAAGCGAGUGUAAAUUUCUCUUUCCAGAACUGAAGUUCCGUUCACACCAAGGCGUCGAUAAUGUUUGUCUAUACCAUAGCUGAUUUGAAAAUAUCCAGGAUAAAAAUAAAUAUUUGAGACAGACAUUAUUGAGGCAUCUCCGCUCGGUUUUUCAGGUGAAAAUGGAAAAAAUAAAAACCAAGUGAUUAAGUAAUAUCGUCGCUUUUGUAUCACAAUGCAGUUACUUGUGAUGUUGAUUGCUACUUUUCGACUAGUUGCCUGUCAUCUUGUUGUUUAGAUAAAGCAGGCUAGAAACGAUAUCCAAACGUCCGCUCAUGUUUAGAUUUUUAAACGAACUUUAUUAGGGAUCACAAUUGUUUAUGUUUUUUAAAUUGUUUUAUAGGCGCAAGCAGCCAAAGUAGAAAAAACAAAACUGAAGAACAUAAUGAAAAAAGAACGAAAAACCAUACGGACAGUAAUAAAGGUGUGUUACUUGCUUUCCCUUUGUUAUGUGUACUAGUUGCGCUUGAUGGUCCGUUACUGUAGAAACAGAUGGAGUGGUAACAUUCUUCAGGAAAGGACUCUUAGUCAAGACAAAUUCAGGGAUAGUGUGAAAAACUGAAAGGCUAGGAUUGAUUUUGUACAUAGGGGCAGUUGUUCCAAUAAAAUAUACAGCAUUUACAGCAUUCCGCAUACAGUAUUAGGCCAUUUCAAAGGCCAAGAACGGCCAUUUAGAGUCAUUUAAGCCAAAUCACUCUUGGGUGGAGCUAAACUGCUUAUUUUUAACUUCCUUUUGACAGAAUUAUGAUUAUUUUGUCGAAGACGAAGAGACACGAAUUCGUGAAAUGGAGGUGAUGGACCGGCUACUCGAAGUAAUUUCUCUUGAAAAGUAAGAACCUCUUUUUUCUGUAAAUAAGUCGUAAGUUUCAAAAUUAUGCUGUUGGCCACGUGGAAUUUCUGGAGUCAGUAUCCAGACAAGGGAGAAUUUCAGUGUUGAUUGUAGGGAUAUAUGGGUUAAGGUACAAGUAUUAUACAGCGUAAUGAGUAUUUUCUUUGUAUGAUCCAGUUUACAGACGUUCAGAGAAGGUCUUGAAGCGGCUGGAUCGAAAGAGGAAGUUAAAGUAAUUUACGAAAAAGAGGUAGGGAACAACGUUGCCAUAACUUGUCAUUAACAGGUUUUGUAUCGUAAAUUCUAACCAAUUUGAAUGUAUGUUUUGAACAGUAUAUUAUUUCUGACUUACCCAAAGCCUUCGCUUCCGUAUGUUGAACAAUACUGAAUAAGGCUGAGUAUACGCGUCUUGCACGCUAGACGCGUGGCCCUGUGUAGCAAGCUUUUCGAGUCUAUCACGUCAUGCCCGGAUCACAAACAUGUGCCCGUCUUACCUCCUAAGAGAGAACACAGACAUAAUCUAAGACAGUCCAGGGCUUAUGCCAUGCCCCGCACACAUACAAAUCGUUUUAAGAACACUUUUAUUCCAAGUAUGUGUACAUAAUUUUUUGGACUAGUUUGUACCUAGUUAUAUAUAGAGAGUUUUUCGCAUUUUUAUAGAAAUGUUUUUUGUUAUAAUUUCAAUUAGUAUUUCUAUUUUUGGAAUUUAUUUAAUCUUAGUUUUAAGUAAUUGUAACGCAAUUCAGUCUACGGACUGCCAUGUUCGAUAUUUUAAUAAACUAUCUAUCUAUCUAUCUAUCUAUCUAUCUAUCUAUCUAUCUAUCUAUCUAUCUGUCUGUCUGUCUGUCUGUCUGUCUGUCUGUCUGUCUGUCUGUCUGUCUGUCUGUCUGUCUAUCUAUCUAUCUAUCUAUCUAUCUUAUGAAGAAUUAUGGAGAUCGAGGAGGGUGUUAUCCGUCGAGGCCGUAAAUAUUCUCCAAAUAGCAGAUGUUACCCUUCGAGUUGUCUUCUUGCUGUUCUUGCCAUGUUUUUAGCUAUUAUUUUGCCUAGUUCUUACUCUUGAAACAAGUGAAAUGUCUGCCAUUUUUUUGUUUCCUCAACCAAAACAACUCAACCUCGUCCCCAGGUCUUCUCGGUUAACGGUGCAUUAACCUGCAAAAACGCUGCAUUUUUGACGUCAUUUCCUCGUUAAACACAAAAUUGUUCCAAAUUUGGUCAUCAGCAACUGGUUAUGGUGAAUUAUGCGUGUGCUUUUAGCCAACCAGAAUCGGAUAUAUUUGGAAUGAAUAAUAAUUGCUUUUUAGAUGGAACAGAUGAGAGAAAGAAUGAGACAAGAGGCCAUAGCCGCGACAAAACAAACAACAAAGACUAAAGAAGAAGGAGAAGAAGUGACUGAUGACUGGACUGAAGAGCAAACGCAGCUUCUUAUUAAAGCUGUUAACCUCUUUCCUGCUGGAACUGCCUCCAGGUAAACCUCGACGUGAUGUAAUUUCUUAGAGUUCCGGAACGUAUUUGUGCGGCUCAGUUUUCGAUUUCCCGGAUCUUGAAAUAACUGAGGAGCAAGGUAUCAGUGUGACCCGGAGGAGGACCACGGAGAAAUGUUGGUCUUGUGCAAGUACUAUUGAAGAGGUUUCGUUUUAAUGGUCACACGAUAGGAUUUCAUCCACAGACUCAAAAAUAAGAACUACGAACUAAAUAAAUAGUAUCAUGUGAAAGUACUACCGAAGAGGUUUCAUUUAAAUAGUAACUCCAUAGGAUUUCAUCCACAGUCUCAAAAGUGAGAACUACAUACUAAAUAAAUAGUACCUUGUGGAAGUAUUGCUGAAGAGGUUUCAUUUGAAUGGUAACACCACAGGAUUUCAUCCACAGACUCAAAAAUUAGAGCUACAUACUACAUAAAUAACACCAUGUGAAAGUACUGCUGAAAAGAUUUUAUUUAUAGAGGAUACACCAUAGGAGCUCAUCCACAGACGCAAGAGUUAGAACUACAUACUAAAUAAAUAGCACCAUGUAUAAUACUGCUGCUGAGGUUUUACUUGGUAACACUAUAAAAUUUUAUCCACAGAUUCAAAAAGUUGGAACUGCGUUCAUUUAUGUCUUCAAGACUGACGCUGAAAGUUUAAGGGUUAAUGGGCUAUGUUUUGGUUUUGUUUUUAGAUGGAAGGUGAUUGCUGAUUACGUCAAUAUGCAUUCAAAGACUGGCACCGAACGAGACUCGAAGCACGUCAUAAAAAAAGUCAAGAACUUGAAGAAACUAGGUUUGUGCCAUGCAUGUUUUACUCUGUUUCCAUGUAAGCUGUCAGGUUUCAACUUGUUUCCAGCCAGGCUUCUCUCUUACUCGUCCCUACGGAGUGACGAAUAAGAGAGAACCCUAGGAACCAGGUUGGGCAGGUGCAUGCAUCUGUGUGCCGCGCAACAGUAAACAGGAAACUUGUGUUAAAGGCGAAAGUAAUCCGAACAAACAAACAAACGAAUCCGAUCAUGUAGGCGGUAGUAAGGACCAGCGGGCAUCUACAUAAGUGCGUGCGCUUAAAACACUGCAAAAACAGCCAACAAGUGUAAGAUAAUAUCGUGUAUACGCAAAUAAGUACGUGUUUUUCUCUGAUGGUCAAAGUAAGCCAUGAUCCCUUUGAGUUGAUUGAGAGAUCAUUUUGUACAAUUUGCGACUCAUAACAUUUAGUUCAACUUUGAGAUGUGAUCAGAUUUCUAAUGACGAAAUUUUAUUAUCAACAGAUCCGUCUCAAAAACAGGAGGUCAACCGAAAAGCUUUUGCGAAGUUCGAUAAAGAUCACAGCGGGAGCAGAACAGCAACAGCCGCGGCAGAAUCUGAUCCAACUGUUAGAUAUAAUGGUAAGGUCACGUUAUCCACUUGUCAGAAGUACAUGAAAGGAUCCUGUACUUUGGGAUUCAAACGAUCGUUUUAUCAUUCAAAGUUAAAGCUCAACGUUAAUUUUUCAUGGACUGUCUCGAGUCUUUUCAAAUCUAUUGCGCGAGAGCGAGGCGAAGACGGUGGAUAUGAUUAUGUGAACCCUGGCUCGUAUACAGCUAUUUCGAGAAAGGUUGUCGGAAAAAGUGCACGCGACAAUCCCGAAAGGUAUUGUGAAUGGUUUUGAGUUCACUGUUUUUCAAAGAAAUUUUGAGAAGAAUGGCACGAGAGGCCAUGGACGUAUGUUUGCGAUAGCUAAAGGAAAGCAACAAAAGUAGGUUCGAAAGCUACAGUGUCAGGAACAGUGAAUUGAUCGUAUCCCAUAUUACCUUUCGGGAUUGUCGCGAGCACAUUUUUUCCGACAACCUUCCUCGAAAUAGCUUUAUGUAGGUUGCGUAUGUUGCCUCCUGGCUUUCCCCACCCACCCUCCCCCACUAAAUACAUCGUUUAUUUGAGAAGGGAUGUGUAGAGAGUCUAAAACCUUCAUAUCAAUCGUGGAUGUGAAGAGUAAGUUUUUGCAUGAAUCUAGUUUGAAAUUUUAUCGUAUUUAAAAACUGUUUUUUGUCUUCCUUAGGAAGCAAUGCUGCGGAAGGUACCCAACAGACAACUGAUAGACCUUGGACUUCAGAGGAACAAAAGGUAAGAAAUGACUGUGUCAGUUUGAGUUUAGAUGAGUGACACAUAAUUCUCUUCAGUCUAACAUUUUCACUUUCUUUUUCCACAUUUAGCUUUUAGAGAAUGCCUUACGAUCAUAUCCUACCAAUACAGCCGAGAGAUGGGAGCGGAUCGCUGAAUCUGUACCGGGAAGAACGAAAAAAGAAUGCAUGAAAAGAUACAAGGUUAGUCAAGGCUUUAGUGAGGUUUUCGAUUUAUUUUGAAAGCAAUUUAAUUCAAUUUUGAAUUACUGAAGUUAUUUUGCAUUCCAAAUUGGACCAGAAAUAGGUAAACAAACUUGCCUUUUAUGCAUCUUACGUUUCUGCGCGCGUUAUUCAUUCUUUUUGGUCAUUUAUUUGUAGGAGUUAGUUGAGAUGGUGAAAGCCAAGAAAGCUGCACAAAGCAAGGGAAAAGUCGCCUGA